GCUCCGCAGUGCUGUGUCGUGGUGGGGGGUGGCGGUGCAUGGCCAGAUUUAUUCGGAGGGGAGGGAGGAGGACGGAGCAGCACAGCAGCCCCUGGGUGCUCACCACUCCCCCCCCCCCGGCGCGUUCCUCCCAUAGGGCCCCACGCAGGGAGGGCACCCCGCGGGCAGGGUGACGGCACCCACGGGUGCCCCUUCCCGGUGCGUCCUCGUGGCUGAGCGGUGCGUAACCCCCUCCCGGCGCACCCUACGCCGUCAUUAGCGGGGCGGCCUCGUCCCCGGAGCCGUCCCCUCGUGCCACCUGUCCCUGUCCCCAUGCUGGGAGCAGCCGUCACCGCGCUGCCGCCGCCACGGCCAUGAGCAACGCCACGGCUCCCAGCGCUCCCAGCGCUGCGGGCGAUUCGCUGGUGGGUUCCGUGCUGGGCCCCUUCGUGCUGCUCACCCUGCUGGGCGCCGUCCUGGCCGCGGUGAUGUACGUCCAGAAGAAGCGGAGGUCAGAGCGCCUGCGGCACCGCCUGCUGCCCAUGUACAGCUAUGACCCCGCCGAGGAGCUGCAGGAGUCGGAGCACGAGCUGCUGGUGGAGGCAGAGGAGCACCAGGUGGGUCCCACUUGGGGGUCCCGCGGGGGCUGGAGGGCCUGAGGCUGCCCUGGAGCGGGGCCGGACCCCACAGCUCUUCCCAGCACUGCGGUGGCACGGCACCGGGAGCACCACCAGCGGCCCCAUAAGCACCGAUGGUAAUGGGGCAUCUCCCACCUUCCUGCACAUUUCUGCUGCUUUUUGUUGAAACCACCCUAAAACCCCCAUAAGUGCACCAGGGAUGGGGUGGGAAAUGCACUGGGGCUGUGACGUGAGUGCAGCCCCAGGGAGUGCCCACAGGCUCCUAUCGGCCCUAUAUGGGGUUUGUGGGGUCGGGACACCCCAGGCUCCCUGGGUGGGGGCAAAUAAACGUUUCUCUGCCAUAAGA
Messenger RNA from Numida meleagris (helmeted guineafowl), 963 nucleotides. RefSeq lists its product as uncharacterized. The coding region runs from base 354 to 638 and encodes 94 amino acids. The record is from RefSeq and is a predicted model, not a curated record. NCBI's taxonomy places the organism in Eukaryota, Metazoa, Chordata, Aves, Galliformes, Numididae. The transcript is spliced from 4 exons.